This is a messenger RNA of Benincasa hispida (wax gourd), 1747 nucleotides long. RefSeq names its product tubulin alpha-4 chain. Gene Ontology annotation, cellular component: microtubule. Gene Ontology annotation, molecular function: GTP binding; structural constituent of cytoskeleton. Gene Ontology annotation, biological process: microtubule-based process. The record is from RefSeq and is a predicted model, not a curated record. NCBI's taxonomy places the organism in Eukaryota, Viridiplantae, Streptophyta, Magnoliopsida, Cucurbitales, Cucurbitaceae.
CAUUUUCCAUUGAAACAUACAUUUUCAAAAGAAGGCGUCUUCAUAAACGCCUUCGUCUCCAUUUUCGGUCUCUUUCUUCUUCGGAAUCGUUUGAUCGUGUUUUCUGUUUGUUAUUCGUUGUUCGUUCUUUCGGCCGGAGAAAAAUGAGGGAAUGCAUCUCGAUUCACAUCGGUCAGGCAGGGAUUCAGGUCGGCAAUGCAUGCUGGGAACUGUACUGCCUUGAACAUGGAAUUCAGCCUGAUGGUCAAAUGCCGAGUGAUACGACUGUAGGUGGAGGCGAUGAUGCGUUCAACACCUUCUUCAGUGAAACCGGUGCAGGGAAGCAUGUUCCUCGUGCUGUUUUCGUCGAUCUCGAGCCUACUGUCAUUGAUGAGGUGAGGACUGGAAUGUAUCGCCAAUUGUUCCAUCCUGAACAGCUAAUCAGCGGCAAGGAAGAUGCUGCCAACAACUUUGCUCGUGGCCAUUAUACCAUUGGCAAGGAGAUUGUUGAUCUCUGUUUGGAUCGCAUUAGAAAGCUCGCUGAUAACUGCACUGGACUUCAAGGCUUCCUGGUGUUUAACGCUGUUGGUGGGGGUACUGGGUCUGGUCUUGGCUCCCUCCUUUUGGAGCGUUUGUCUGUUGACUAUGGCAAGAAAUCAAAGCUUGGUUUUACGGUGUAUCCCUCCCCACAAGUUUCCACCUCUGUUGUUGAACCUUACAAUAGUGUUCUUUCAACCCAUUCCCUCCUUGAACAUACAGAUGUUUCUGUGCUUCUUGACAAUGAGGCCAUUUAUGACAUUUGUAGACGCUCCCUUGACAUUGAACGACCCACAUACACAAACCUCAACCGUCUCAUCUCUCAGGUUAUUUCAUCCUUGACAGCCUCUCUACGGUUUGAUGGAGCUCUAAAUGUGGAUGUCACUGAGUUCCAAACGAAUUUAGUCCCUUACCCUAGAAUCCACUUCAUGCUUUCUUCCUAUGCCCCAGUGAUCUCUGCAGAGAAAGCAUACCAUGAACAGCUCUCUGUAGCGGAGAUCACCAACAGUGCAUUCGAGCCGUCUUCCAUGAUGGCCAAGUGCGAUCCUCGCCAUGGGAAGUACAUGGCUUGCUGUCUGAUGUAUCGAGGAGACGUUGUGCCAAAGGACGUCAACGCCGCUGUUGCAACCAUCAAAACCAAGCGCACGAUCCAGUUUGUGGAUUGGUGCCCCACAGGUUUCAAGUGCGGCAUCAACUACCAGCCGCCAACUGUGGUUCCGGGCGGUGACCUUGCCAAAGUGCAGAGGGCUGUCUGUAUGAUCUCCAACUCAACGAGCGUGGCGGAGGUGUUCUCUCGCAUAGACCACAAGUUUGAUCUGAUGUAUGCGAAGAGGGCCUUCGUGCAUUGGUAUGUGGGGGAAGGCAUGGAGGAGGGCGAGUUCUCUGAAGCUCGUGAGGAUCUUGCGGCGCUCGAGAAGGAUUAUGAGGAAGUGGGGGCUGAGUCUGCUGAAGGUGAUGAUGAUGAUCAGGAGGAGUACUGAGACAAAUGGAAGGAAACUCAAUUCUUCUAAUAGGUUUGUGUUUGAGUUUGUGCCUUGUCUUGUUUAUGUGCUCUCUUUGUUGGGAGUUUUGGCUUGGAGCUGUGUUUUGUUGAAUGUUUGUUGUAUGCCAUUGUUGAUAAACCUUGGUGUUUCUGUUUUGCUGAAGUUUGCAUUCUUGUGAUUUGUGAAGAGGAUGGUUCUUUCUUUAUGGAGACUUUGAAUUUUGCCUCAAGGUGUUUUUUUUAAGUUAA